Molecule: messenger RNA, 2301 nt
Organism: Pectinophora gossypiella (pink bollworm)
Lineage: Eukaryota; Metazoa; Arthropoda; Insecta; Lepidoptera; Gelechiidae
Gene: ArgRS
Product: arginine--tRNA ligase, cytoplasmic
Exons: 1
Coding region: 124-2175 (683 amino acids)
Biological process (GO): arginyl-tRNA aminoacylation
Cellular component (GO): cytoplasm
Molecular function (GO): ATP binding; arginine-tRNA ligase activity
Source: RefSeq, a predicted model, not a curated record
UGACAAACGUCAAAUUUUGCUGAUGAAACGUGCGGCAAAUAACCUAGUAUAGAUUGUAUUCAAUCGAAAAGAUUGUUUUUAUUUAUUAAAUUAUAACUUAAACGUUAUUAAAACAUAAUCACAAUGACUGAGGCGGAGGUGAAAAUGUUAGAAGAAAAAACUGCGCGCAUGGAGAAGGAAGCUAGCGCGAUUGAAGAAGAAUUAAAUAAGCUAGCGGCCGGGGAUGUCGCCUAUACAGGAGACCAGCAGCUGGACAAACUGCUAACUGAGAACGAGAAACUGAAACAUCGAUUGGCAAUACUAGAAAAUGCCAUUAAGGUGGAACAAUCCGGAGCGGCGGGAAAACCUGCGAAGAAAGAGCCUAAGAAACGACCAACCUUAAUUACUGAUAUCAACUCAGUAGAAGGCACCAUCUGUAUUAUUGAUGAGCUUAAAAACGUGUUCGAAGCCGCUAUUACGUCAGCAUAUCCUGACCUAGAAGACCCACCCAUUGCUCUUACACUCUCUGGCAACAAUCCUAAAUUUGGUGAUUAUCAGUGUAAUUCUGCCAUGGCAAUAUCACAAUUACUCAAAGCCAAGAAUGUGAAAACAAAUCCAAGAGAAGUUGCCAACAAUAUUUUGAAUAAGACUCCAACAUCACCACUUAUUGAACGAAUGGAAGUUGCUGGAGCAGGAUUUUUAAAUAUAUACAUCAAUAAAGCAUUUGCUGAACAUGUACUCACCUGUAUACUCAGAUUUGGAGUAAAACCGCCUCCAGUAAAAAGGGAUCGAGUUAUUGUUGAUUUUUCAUCCCCUAACAUUGCCAAGGAAAUGCAUGUAGGGCAUUUGCGAUCAACAAUUAUUGGUGAAAGCAUUUGUCGUGUUUUGGAGUUCUUGAACCAUGAUGUUCUUCGUUUGAACCAUCUGGGAGACUGGGGUACUCAAUUUGGAAUGCUAAUUGCUCAUUUACAGGAUAAAUUUCCUAACUUCAAGACUGAAUCUCCUCCAAUUUCUGAUUUGCAAGCAUUUUACAAGGAGUCGAAGAAGAGAUUUGAUGAGGAUGAAGAGUUUAAGAAACGAGCUUAUGCUUGUGUUGUGAAGCUACAGUCAGGUCAGCCAGAUUACAUUGCAGCCUGGAACCUUAUCUGUGAUGUUUCUCGAAAAGAGUUCCAGAAAGUGUAUGACCGUCUUGAGAUUAAAAUCAUACCUCGAGGAGAAUCCUUCUAUCAGAGCAGGAUGGACAGUAUUGUUAAGGAACUGAAGCAAAAGGGAUUGUUAGAAGAAGAUGAAGGAAGGUGGAUUAUGUGGGGUGAUGAAAAACACGAAGGCAUCCCUCUAACAGUUAUCAAAUCAGAUGGAGGAUACACAUAUGAUACCUCUGACAUGGCUACCAUUAAACAAAGGGUUGAAGAAGAAAAAGGGGACAGAUUUAUUUAUGUCACUGAUGCUGGACAGUAUACUCAUUUUGCCACUAUUGAUGCCUGUGCCAGGCGAGCUGGUAUUCUCAAAAAUGACCAAAAGUUAGAACAUGUAGGUUUUGGUGUUGUUUUAGGAGAAGAUAAAAAGAAAUUCAAAACCAGGUCUGGAGAUACCGUCAAACUUAUUGAUUUACUUGAUGAAGGAUUGAAGAGGGCUCUUGACAAGCUUAAAGAAAAGGGUCGAGACCAAGUUCUGACUCCUGAAGAAUUGAAGAGAGCACAAGAAGCUGUUGCCUAUGGAUGCAUUAAGUAUGCAGAUCUGUCUCAUAAUAGGAUCAAUGACUAUGUGUUUUCAUUUGAUAAGAUGUUGGACGACAGAGGUAAUACUGCAGUCUAUUUGUUAUAUUCUUUAACCCGCAUCAGGUCAAUAGCCAGGAAUGCACAAGUCUCUCUUGAUGAGCUGUUAGCUCAUGCAGAGAAGAAUGGUUUCAAAAUGACCCAUGAAGCAGAAUGGAAGCUUGGAAAGGUUCUUCUUAGGUUCCCUGAGGUCAUCAUGAAGGUAGCUGGAGAUUUGUACCUGCACACUUUAUGUGAAUACUUGUUUGAAAUAUCAUCAGUAUUCACAGAAUUCUAUGACAAAUGUUACUGCAUUGAGAAGGACAAAGAGGGUAAAAUCAUCAAAAUAUUUUAUGAAAGGCUGAUGCUCUGUGAAAUCACUGCUAAAGUUAUGGAAAAGUGCUUCGACAUCCUUGGUAUAAAGACAGUAUCUAAAAUGUAAUGCUACUUACAGUAAUAAUUAUAUUUAGGUAUUUAUUCACUUAACAUUUUGUAAUGUAACUCAGUGUGUGCUCACUAAAACAGCAGAUAUAUCUGUAUAAUAAAAUAAAUAAAACAAUAAAAUUGA